AUUUUAAGGUAAUGACAAGAUUGUUAUUACUGUUAUUAUUUCUGUGCACGGUGCAAGAAUUAGCUGCAGAAUUUGAAGCGACAGUUGAGCAUACUGUGGCGACCUAUAAAAUCGAAGGGCAAAUCAUUUUUCCAGAAUCAUUUACCACGCAAAAUGGCAACAUGAGUCCAAGUCGUGUAUUGGUGAAUUAUGAUUUUAAACAUGUUGCAUUUGUAAGGCAAGAUGGCUGGUUUGUAAUUUCAGGAGUUCCACCAGGUUCUUAUAUUAUUGAAAUUUCAAACAUCGAUUAUGCUUUUGAACCGGUACGAGUUGAUAUUACCUCGAAGGGUAAGAUAAGAGCGCGGCGACUUAAUUUAUUACAGCCGUCACUUGUAUCCUCACUUCCAUAUCCCUUGCGCUUGAAUGCAGUGCACCAAAUUAACUACUUUCGACCUCGAGAAGAAUGGCACUUAACAGAUAUGCUUACUAAUCCAAUGGUUUUAAUGAUGGUUGUGCCUCUUGUUCUACUUGUUAUAUUGCCAAAGCUUGUUAAUGCAAAUGAUCCUGAAGUUAAAAAGGAGAUGGCUAAAACUAUGCCACAGAUGGAUGUCCCUGAUGUUUCGGAAAUGUUGGCUUCAUGGCUUGGUGGAAAUCCAAAAAAAACAAGAAGAACAGCAACAGGAAACAAAAAACGACAGUGAUAUAGCUCACAGAUAUAUUACAUGGAUAGUUGAAAUAUAUUUUGCUAUCGUCGACCUCAGUGUUAGAUAUUGGGGCAUCUUCUUUUGUUCACUGUUUAAAUUUUUCAAGUGGAAGACUGCAAAGAAUUUUGAUCAAAAACAUGCACAAGUUGUAUAUUUUUGGUGUUGUAAAAAGUUCUGUGUAGUCAAUUUCUUUUUCAUCUUUACGGGUUAUCUGUACUCUUAAUUGCCAAGCUAAUCUAAUUUGCUUAAUUUUUCUACGUUAACGUUGUACUAGAA
Messenger RNA from Loa loa (African eye worm), 959 nucleotides. RefSeq lists its product as hypothetical. The coding region runs from base 12 to 680 and encodes 222 amino acids. Gene Ontology annotation, molecular function: carbohydrate binding. Gene Ontology annotation, cellular component: EMC complex. NCBI's taxonomy places the organism in Eukaryota, Metazoa, Nematoda, Chromadorea, Rhabditida, Onchocercidae. The record is from RefSeq and is a predicted model, not a curated record. The transcript is spliced from 4 exons.